Molecule: messenger RNA, 1674 nt
Organism: Oryzias latipes (Japanese medaka)
Lineage: Eukaryota; Metazoa; Chordata; Actinopteri; Beloniformes; Adrianichthyidae
Gene: msx1a
Product: muscle segment homeobox 1a
Biological process (GO): regulation of transcription by RNA polymerase II; embryonic morphogenesis
Cellular component (GO): nucleus
Molecular function (GO): DNA-binding transcription factor activity, RNA polymerase II-specific; RNA polymerase II transcription regulatory region sequence-specific DNA binding
Source: RefSeq, a predicted model, not a curated record
UCACGGAGUCCAGCCCCCCUCGGGCCCUGAUUGGCCGCCUUCAUCUCUGCGCCUGCCUUAUUACCGCCUCUGCGCUCCAAUUUGCCCACAUGAACAUGAGGAUACGGUCACCGUGACGCGCGGCCCAACAGCAGACCUUCCCACGGUUCCCGUUACAGUCUCCAGUUCGCUUCACCGAUACCGGGCGGACCUGCAUGGCCCCAUCGACCGCCAUGUCCGCUCUGACUGCUGCUCUGAAGACGGAAGACCUCUCCCCCCGCGCGGCUGUGGUGAACAUGCAGACCAGUCUGGAGGACUCCGGGAAGCCCAAAGUGGCGAUCCUGCCGUUCAGCGUGGAGGCGCUGAUGGCUGAUAGGAAGCCCAGCAGAGAGGCGUCCUCUCCGGAUUCUGCGGCCGGGACGUCCCAGGCGCUGGGGAAGGGCGCGCGGAUUGCCUCCUUCGGGGGUUUGGAUACUUCAGGUUCCGCUUUACCCACGAGCUCUCCGUUUUCAGUGGGCGAGAUCAUGAACAUGUCAGAGGACGUGAUGAUUAAGGCAGAGAGCCCGGACAGUAAGGAGAGGACUUCGUGGAUUCAGAGUCCGCGAUUCUCUCCGACGUCUCCGAGACGGUUGAGUCCCCCUGCCUGUCCCCUGAGAAAACACAAGACGAACCGAAAGCCCCGAACCCCCUUCACCACGUCCCAGCUGCUCGCCCUGGAGAGGAAGUUCCGGCAGAAGCAGUACCUUUCCAUCGCGGAGCGCGCAGAGUUCUCCAGCUCCCUCAACCUAACGGAGACUCAGGUCAAAAUCUGGUUCCAGAAUCGGAGGGCCAAAGCCAAGCGGCUGCAAGAGGCAGAGCUGGAAAAACUGAAAAUGGCAGCGAAGCCCAUGCUGCCUCCAGCCUUCGGGAUAUCAUUUCCACUGGGUGCGCACGUCCCCGCGUCUUACGCGGGCUCGCACCCGUUCCAGAGGCACUCGCUGCCGGUGUCUCCGGUGGGACUCUACGCCGCGCACGUGGGAUACAGUAUGUACCACCUCGCCUGACAGGGAUACGGGAUGUGCGGGAUCGGGACUGUUUUGGGGGGUGGGGGGUGGGGGCUCUGACUCAUUUAGCUGACAGGGUCACAUCUGUUGGGUGGGGGGGCGGGGGAGUACGGCCCCCCCACGGAACCCCCCACGAGGAUCUAGAAUCCACUUCUCUUGACCUGGACAGUAAGUUCACACACUGCGAAAAUGAUCGAACUUCAUCGGUCAUGUGACCCCAAGUCUGAAUAACUGAAUCCAAGGAAAAUUCAGAUGAGAUGGUCUUUGUGGUGCAGAGGCGGGAAACAUUUCUAGCUGUUUGAGUUAUUGAAAAAUGACAGUAUGGACGGGGAACCGGGCCGUGCCGGGCCAGGCCGCUGCGUAAAAGUGGCGGAGCUCCUGUCAGAGACUGAUGCGCUCCAUCCGUCCGCACACUUAGGCCGGGAUGUGAGGGCGCGCGGGUCAGCCGCUGCGGCGGUCUGAGCGGGGAGGGUGAACUUAAAGAACCACAGCAAUUGUUUUUCUAACAGCUCUGUCUGUUGUCUCAUUGAUUCCCUUCGGAAGGGAAAGUUGUACUGUACAAUACUGUAUAUUUGAAGAAUAUCCCCAUUUAUAUUAUGAAUAUAUUUGUGACAUAACUUAACAAUAAAUUGAAUAUUCUUUUUUUCAUGUA